GUUAAGAAGGAAGGUUUAAGUUGGUUGUCCAAUGAGUUCAAAGGGCUCAUUAAUAAUUAACUUAAAUAUUAGUUAUCUUAUUUAUUAUGUCUUUCAUGGAGUCCCUGAUUUCUGAUUAUGUUAUUACAUCUUGGCAGAGAAUCUCCGGAGAAUCUGAGAGUUCCUCAGAAUCCUCAAAAUCUGAGGCUGAUGAAUCUGCUGAUAAAUCCAAGCAGCUGCUAAGGAAAGGGGACCGUGUGAAAUAUAUUGGACCUAAUGUGCAGAGUGAAGCUAGCAAAAGGAUCAUUUUGGGGGAGGUAUCAACACCUGAUGGUUCAACUAAUGUUUAUACAAGUAUCCGAGGCAGGUGGGUUGGCCCCUAUGUAGUGGUCAUUGUGGCGAGGUAUAUGAGGUGAACGGAGACAAAGUUGCUGUCAUUUUGGAUGUUAGUGCUGAUAACAGAGGAAAAUAAGAGAGGGAUGAGAAAUGCACCGAGUCUGCAAGCCCUCAUGUUUAUUGGUUGA
Hibiscus syriacus is the source of this 503-nucleotide messenger RNA. RefSeq lists its product as uncharacterized. NCBI's taxonomy places the organism in Eukaryota, Viridiplantae, Streptophyta, Magnoliopsida, Malvales, Malvaceae. The record is from RefSeq and is a predicted model, not a curated record. The transcript is spliced from 5 exons. The coding region runs from base 87 to 395 and encodes 102 amino acids.